AGUAGAGGAGACAGAGGAGGAGGAGGAGGAUUAAAAUGGGGAUAGAGCGAAGGGGACAGGAGGAAGAGGAGGAAGACGAGGAGGGAGAGGGAAGGAGAAGAAGAACAUAACGGCGAAAAAAAAAAAGUAAAAUGGUUGGGCGCGUGACGUGGCGCACCGAUGACAGCAGUCAGCAGGAGGAGGACGACCAGGAGUCAGAGGAUGACAAGGAUGAGGAGGAAGACGAGGAGGAGGAGGACAAGGUGCCAGAUGAGGAAUCCGAGGAGGAGGAGACCAUUAUGGCCACUGAGGACAAGGCUAAGGGACCUGCUGAAGGUGGGGAGACGUCUACGAAGCUUGAGCCAGGCAGGGAAGAUCAGAACCCCCUGACUGAGGAAGAGCUCGUGGACGCAGCCCUGAAAGCAGCAGAGAAAGCUGUUGCAGAUGCAGUUCGGGAAGUAGAGAGAUUAAAGAGGGAGAAGGCAGAGGCAACUAGGAGAGGAGAAGCAGCAGCCAGAAGAUCUGAGCUGCUGGACACUAUUGCCAAGGUCCCUGCUGACGCCCACGUGGCUGAUGUCAGGCGAAAGCUUGCAGAAUUGCUAGUGCUGGAAUCCGCUCACAACUGGGAUGUUUUCACAUCCUAGGAUGAACGGAUCUCAGCGGUUGAGUCUCGGCUGUCAUCUAUUGACAGCAAGCUGGAAAAGU
Messenger RNA from Chara braunii, 684 nucleotides. NCBI's taxonomy places the organism in Eukaryota, Viridiplantae, Streptophyta, Charophyceae, Charales, Characeae. The record is from the annotation of a GenBank genome assembly.